Messenger RNA from Stegostoma tigrinum, 7736 nucleotides. RefSeq names its product phosphatidylinositol 4-kinase type 2 alpha (gene pi4k2a). Gene Ontology annotation, cellular component: endosome; plasma membrane; trans-Golgi network. The record is from RefSeq and is a predicted model, not a curated record. Lineage: Eukaryota; Metazoa; Chordata; Chondrichthyes; Orectolobiformes; Stegostomatidae. The transcript has 9 exons. Gene Ontology annotation, biological process: endosome organization; phosphatidylinositol phosphate biosynthetic process; Golgi organization. Gene Ontology annotation, molecular function: 1-phosphatidylinositol 4-kinase activity. The coding region runs from base 108 to 1517 and encodes 469 amino acids.
GUCACGUGGUCCUGGAGCGGGGUGUCAGCUGCGCGCGCUGCUUCCUGCCAGCUGCCGAGUUGUGGAGUCGCCGUUAGGCCGUAGCUGUAGCCGUGGGGGACGGCGCCAUGGACGAGACCAGCCCGCUCCGCUCGCCGCUGCAGCCUCCACCCGACACCUACUUCUCCACCGCCGCGGUGUUACCUCCGGCCUCGUCCUCGGGUUUCGGGGUUCGCUGCGCGGCUCCGGCUCCGGGGGCUGGGGUGAGGGUCCUGGGCCCGGCCUCCUCCUCCUCCUCCGCCGUCGCCUCUAGCGCCAACGCCCCCUCGGCCUGCUCCGCCUCUCCGCCCGGAUCCCCCGGCUCCGUCCGCGAGCGGCAGCCGCUCUUGGGCCCCCGCAGCCUCAACGACUUCCCGGAGGAGCCCGAGUUUGCCGAGGUGAUGCGGCGGGCCGAGCAGGCUCAGGAAAUGGGUAUCCACCCGCAGAGAAUUAGUCAGGGCUCGAGUGGCAGCUACUUCAUUCCGGACCCGUCAGGGAAAUUUAUAGGUGUUUUUAAACCGAAAAAUGAAGAACCAUAUGGUCACCUGAACCCUAAGUGGACCAAGUGGCUACAGAAACUGUGCUGUCCGUGCUGCUUUGGCAGAGACUGUCUCGUUCUUAAUCAGGGCUAUCUCUCAGAGGCAGGGGCCAGCCUGGUGGACCAGAAACUGGGGCUUAACAUAGUACCGAGGACUAAGGUGGUGUACUUAGCAAGUGAGACUUUUAACUACAGUGCAAUUGAUCGGGUAAAAUCCAGGGGGAAGAAACUGGCUCUUGAGAAAGUGCCAAAAGUUGGGCAGCGGUUUCACAGGAUUGGUUUACCUCCUAAGGUUGGUUCCUUCCAGUUGUUUGUAGAAGGUUAUAAAGACGCCGAUUAUUGGUUGCGGAGGUUUGAAGCGGAGCCCUUACCUGAAAAAACUAAUCGCCAGCUGCAACUGCAAUUUGAGCGGCUUGUGGUUCUGGAUUACAUCAUCAGGAACACAGAUCGUGGUAAUGAUAAUUGGCUAAUCAAAUAUGACUGUCCAAUGGAUAGUGGCAGUUCAAAGGAUAGUGACUGGGUUGUAGUGAAAGAGCCUGUUAUAAAGCUUGCGGCAAUAGACAAUGGCUUGGCUUUCCCUUUGAAGCACCCGGACUCCUGGCGAGCCUAUCCUUUUUACUGGGCCUGGCUGCCUCAAGCGAAGAUUCCAUUUUCCCAGGAAAUUAAGGACCUGGUUCUUCCAAAAAUCUCUGACCCAAACUUUGUAAAAGAUUUGGAAGAGGACCUUUAUGAACUCUUCAAGAAAGAUCCAGGAUUUGAUCGUGGACAGUUCUACAAACAGAUCUCUGUCAUGAGAGGGCAGAUCCUAAAUCUCACGCAGGCCUUAAAGGAUGGGAAGUCACCACUGCUGCUCAUCCACAUCCCGCCCGUCAUUGUGGAAACAACUCGAAGCCACCACCGCAGUAACGACUUGUACACACAGAGCUUCCAGAGCAGAAAGCCUUUCUUUACAUGGUGGUAGCACAACUGGAUGUGGAAAGAGAACACCACCCCAGGGAACAGCUUGCUGGUUGAAUAACCUGAUAAUCCUGGGCCUCUUUCCCCUCUCCAGGAUGUGAGAACUCAGUGGACUUGUCAUAGCUGGAGAGAGAGAGACAACCCUACUUUGUGUUUUAUCCCACAUGUGAUUAUUGCACAAGACUUCACUACAUCAGCAAGAAAUGGUGUGCGAGGGGAAUUAUUGAGUGAUUUGCACUUAAUUCCUUCACCUUUUGUUUCUCCUCAUCCCCUCCCCAAAAAAGUCCAAACACUUUUUUCUCCUUUCCGAUCUACCCUGAAUCCCCCACCCCCUGCCACAACAGUUGUUAUAUUCACUGUCAGAUGGAUGCUGAGUUGUCUGCCCUCCACUGGACUCUUAUAGCUGCUGCAGCUGAGCUGAUAUCUGGUCAGGCUACCAGCACCUGUCUUAAGCCUCUCCCCAACCACCUGUCCCUGAAACUGGAAUUUGAUUUAUCUUCCUUUGCACUAAAAUUGUUUUGGUUCAAAACAUAACCAGAUGCACUUCAGUGUGCUCUGGUUAUGCUGGUCUAGGAAUCUCUCAAUCCGAUCAUGUUCCUUUCAAGUCUGCUUUGCGUGUGUUUAUAAGAGGGAGAAAAAAAAUCAACGUAGAGGACUGUGACAGAGCUGAUGCUGUGCUCGAGAAGAAAGUCUCGGGAAGAAGGUAUCAGUAGCCUCAAGAUCCAGCUGUGGAAGUGGGUGAAUGGUGAAUAAGAUAAUAUAAAUCUGCACUCAGUGCGGCCAGUGUUAAUGUGAAUGCCAGCUGGACCAAAAUAUGCUUCAACUUACCAAAUUGGAACCUUCUGCUUUGAAUCUGCAGCAUGAUUUUACAAUUCUAGAUAUUAAAAAUCAGUUGUGGCUGGUAUUGAAUCUUUUCCUCUUCCCCAGCCACUUUUCUUUUUACAUAGUCUGUGUUUUAGAGGGGGCUUGGGGCAGUGGAAAAGAUAUGCAUGUGAAAUGACUGUUAAGCUACAUAGCCCAGGUAAUUGUCAAGAAGAAAUAAUCUAACAAGAAGCCAAUGCAGCAUGUUUUUUUUUAAAAAAAUGCCAAAACGAAUGGCUAACAGACAUUGCACAGGGUGCAAGUAGCUGUCCUCUGAACUCUGUAUAUCAUGGCACCUUGUUGUGACCUACUGCUCUGCUGAGUGACUUCAGAUUUGGGCAGCUGCUGCAUUUCCUUUUCCUUGCUCUUCAGCCUAACUGCUUUUCUUUUUCACUUUUCCAAUUCCACCCAGUUGCACUUUCUUUUGGAGAAAUGAGAUGAGUCGGUUUUAAACUGGAGAGAGCAGUAGGCUGAACAGAUCAUUAGCUCCUACUUCUCUCUUCCUCAGUCUGCACCCCCCCCCCCCCCCAAAACAAAACCCGGUUUCCCUGCUUUUGCUGCUUUCAGUCUGCCCGUCUGCUGGGGUGAGCGUGUAAGAAAGCAACAGAGCUGAAGACUUAUUUAAACUUGCGGUUAUUGUGAGAGCUGGCCUGCUUUAAUGUCACCUAAAACAGAAAAUUAAAUCUUUGUUCUCAUUUCCUGGCUAGACUGAACAACUGCAACUUCUCUCCAUUUGAGAGAAAGGGAGAUCAAUGAUGGGUCACCAUUUGUGGUACCUGCUUUCUGUUACCCUCUAUGCCCUCUACUGGAAGGACUACUGUGCCUACCCUUAGUUCUUGGCUUGAACUAUACUGAAUCAUGUGGAAGAUCAGAUAUGGGUACUUACCACUUGUAACUGGUCCAUAUCUCGUGUGGUCGCAGCAGGGUAUGUUGAAAUGCUUGCUCAUUGCUGAGUUUCAUUUGGAAAUUGGGAUUCCUUCUAGUCACUGAGCAGCAGUGGGUAGGGUUCCUUCUGGUCACGGGUGGGUAAGAUUAUUGUCAUUUGUUCAUCCCAAAACUCUGUCGGAGCAAUUAACAAACAGCUUGUGGGCAAAAUCAAAAGGACCUACUCGAAUCAUGUGAAUGGUAAGUGAAGCUGUUUCUACAAAGGCACAAGGUCACAAAGAAAGGAAACUACAGCGCUGACAAGUUAUGGCUGUUUUGAGUUUAAUUUUUAUUCAGUUGUAUUAAUCAGAGGGCACUUUAGCCAAGUGAGUUGGGCACCCGUGUUAUUUUGAAUGUUGGGAUCUUUUUCUCUCAAUACUUAGCUUUGAGAAUAUCUUGCAGCUGAAAGUGUUCUUGGCUUGAGAUUUCUCACUAGUUUACGUUUGUGCUGAGCUCUGCAUCACCUGUUCACUUGCCAGGUGGCAGGCUUUAUUUACACAGACCCUUAUGAAAAUAAAUGCCUUAUUUUUAAGCUAUUUUGAAUCUGUAGUUGCAGCUACAGUGUGAACUGAAGGUUUUAACUGCGGCGUUCUUGGAUGUUUAAACUGAGAAGUCCAUAAGCGUGCUAAAAUUUUUCAGGUUGAUUUAGGCUGAAGCCCAUGUACAACCAGCCUGUCAUGGACAUGUUCAGGCAAUCAAUCCUCUCCCCUACCCACCCUUAAAGUCACUACCACUUGUCGAAAAGGGACUCUGGCUUCAGGCAAGCUUGUUGGAGGCUAUAUCUGUCUUGUGGGUGACUUUAUAUAGUAAAAUUCUGAAUGAUUCUUCAUUCUGGUCCAUUUAGGACUGAUUUUUAAAUUGAUUACCCCAUGGGUUGUUUUCCUGGCAAUAGCUGAAGUUGCAUUGUUAUUUAAUGAUUUUUGAGGGGGGGGGGAGUGAGGUUAGAAACCAAUAGAGUUGAGCAGACCUUAAGUGAGAUUUUUAAUGUUAAUUUUGUGAUGCGUCACUUUUAAUGGUUGAGGCUGAGGUAACUGGGGUAGGUGGUUAAAACCAAUCUAGGUUAGAGGACGAAAUGCGAAUUCCAGGUCCUGAUCACUGUUGAGCAGCCAUGGCAAGAAGGUACGUAUAGAGGUUGGUCGGAAUCCUCUUGUGUUCAGACAACCUACAUUCUACUUAUGGUUGUGCAUGACCAUUUGGAUCAGGUGCUUGAGGUCACAAAAGCCAUGCCUUUUGGGGUGAGUGAGUAAAGGACAAUUACUUAUACUAUGGGUUCAGUUGAAGCCACAUCGAAAUUGUCCCUUCCGUGUGAGAUUCCUCCCCUCACUGCACCCUUUUUGCCGAGAACGCUGGAGCACAGUGAAGUGCAGUCAGGCAUUGCUAGGAAUGAUCCUUGUCACAACAUGGUUCAUUGGGUUGAGUAGUCCUGUCUAUUGACUUGUCAUUUUGUCAUUUCUUUAUGCAUCCGUCACUGCCCUUAGCAGAAUGCAUUUAAAGAUGAAGGAAUGGGGCUUCAUGAAUCCGCCACAACAGUUCACAUUAGUCUGUCUUGAAGGAAAGUUGAUUUUAAGUGGCAUGUUUUACAAGUGGCAUGUUAAAUUGUUCUCUAGCUUCUUUUUAAAAAAAACUGUGCCCGCAGAUCUGAGGCUAACUUACAAACAUCACCUGUGAAUUAUUGGGCCACUGCAACUUGAAAGGGAGGCACUACUUUUUCCUCCCAUUUAGUCUGUUGAAACAUGGAUGAUAUAAUAUUAAUCUGAAUGAGGUUUGAGAUUCAGUACAGACUUCUUCUCCUACCCCACCGCAUCCGACCCCAUCCCUUUCUGCAUUGAGUUUUCCAUUAUCUCCUACCUGAGUAGCAUUCAGCAGGACUGAAUUGUUAUUGUGUAGUCAAAAAAAGUGAUAGCAUUUGUUUAAAGGCCACAGGAAUGUGUGCAAAUCAAAUACUUAAGAGAUUAUGCAAUAACGUUAACGUUAAUGGUCUUUUGCUACUUAAAUUUCGUUCCAGUCAGAAUAAUUGCAGAUAAUAGCCUGUACAGAUCCUGUUGUGUAUGCUGCUUUGUCACACAUUUAAUGUGAUUCACUGUCUGACUGCUGUCUCUGUAUGGGAAGAUUCUAGAAGUAUGCAAAAUUUUGGGAUCUCUAAGGCACCUGCCCCACUUCAUUUUGUCAGAUGAUUCUUUUGAACUAAAUUGCAUCUUGCACUCUCCUAGUUUAACCACUACUGCACUGAAAAUACAUUGCAAUAGUUUGGGUCCAGUUGCUUCCUUUACAGUCUGUGACUUGCACAGGGAUGUAUUUGAGCUGCUUUUAAAAAGAAAAUUCACUAGAAUGUGAGCUGCUGAUGAAUUUUGUUUGCAAUAGGUCAGUAAUACUGUCUUAGGAUCUGAUGAAGUUUAGUUUGCUCUGGAUGCAGGUGAAAAUAUCACAAUAGGUGGUCUGCACUGUUUAACUAAAAUUCAAAUCUGUCAGCUUUUAAUUAACCAGUGACCUUUUUUGUUUUUUUCUCUGCUCUUGAAUUCAUCAGAAAUCUUUCUCUGCCUACAAGCAUGGGACUCUAGUUUACUACAUUGGAAGGUGUAAAGUUCAACUUUUAGUUCCAGUAAAUCAAAAUUUGGAGAUUGUAGAUACUUCACCUCUUGGGGGCCAGAGGGAAGAAAGGAUGGUAUAGUUUGAGACAGACCUCAACUUGUAUUGAUGAGCACUCUUCCCAAAAUCAGUUUAUUUUUCUCCCACCCCCACACUUGUGGGGAUUGCACAGUACUUGUUUCUAUCCCAACGUUUGGUGUGUUUAAUCACAAGUUGCACUCAUGAUUGAAGACCCACUCUGUUCCCUUGCUGUUCCACUUUUUACCUCUUCUUUUGGGUAGUUGUUAGUCUCAAGUCUAUGGCCUCACUCAAAUCUCAAGACCGUACUUGCUCUAUCUUGGUUACUUCUGAAUCAUUUUGUCUCCUGGUGUGUUUUUCUAGCACCAACCUGCAUAGCAAAUGGGAAGUGUGUGGAAUCCUGCCAUUAGAAAUCUCCUCCAUCUGCAGAGCUGAUUCUCCUCGACCGCCAGCCAUAAUAUAACAAAAAUAAGUUGCUUGCUGAACAGUUCCACCAGUGUUGUACUCCCAAUGUUUUGUUUUAAUAAUUUCUUUAUUCAUAUUCUAAUUUUCUCCACCGUAUCCCAGAACAUUCCUCCGAAAUCAGUCCUGGUUGGGCUUAACCAAAAAAACCAACUGAUUAUAAUCCUGAGCAGUACCCACCCCUUGUCUACACAUGAGUACAGGUCCUUUUUAAUGAGAAUUUGAGCAGCUUUCUUCCUACCUUGGAGGAGUCAAGAUCUGUUCUUGUACCAGAGCAACAUGGGACUCUGGGACAGCGAGGCCUUGCUUUGUAGGAUGGCUGUGGUGAAAGAAGUUCUGUUUGUGUUUCGUCUGUAAAAUCUCUGGAUCAUGUGUCAUUUCCGGCAGAAUUGAAUUUUUCUAACUGAGGUCAUGCUGGUCAAGAAAUCCCAUUUGGAUAAAUUGGCCAUUGAGAGGACAUCUGCUACAUGGUGCUCCUCAUGAGUGAUCUUCAGUCACACGUUUGGCAAACCAAUCCCCAAUUUUUCUUUGUCAUGGAACCUGUGAACUUUGUGCUGUAGGUAGAUCCAAGCUCAAGUCAUAAGCAUUUGUGCAACAGUGCCGUGUUAUUGACCGGAAAAACAUGGUUUAUAAUACUCUCCUAGUUCUUUCACAUUGUAUGGAUUGAUUUCUGACAAUAUUUCCCAUUUAAGCUAUGAAGUAGAAAGGAACGUGAGCCAUCAACCUUAUGACUCCUCCCUGAGGGAUGGUCUAAAUAGCUAGGAACCUCUAGAUGGUCAGUCUAUCCAAAGGAACGUAUUUUCUUCUCCUCUUCCUUCAGAUGUCUGGAGUCCAGGGAUCCACUUGCAGCACACUUGAUUGUUCUACAUCUCAGUGUGUUUUUUUCCAUCCAGUCUCCCUCAUUCUGACCUUUCUUUUGGUUCCUCCUAGUCGAUCUCCUUCCUUUUUUCUCCCAGCAGUGAUCCUGACUUGGUUAUGACCAACAUCAUGGCAUUGAAACACCAUUCAUGGUACCAAGGGAAUGGAAGGGCAAGCAUCCAUUCAGUCCGAACUGCUGCAUUCGGUACAAGUAAAUAUUAAUAAAUAUUCUGCAGGGAUAUGCCAAGCAUGGGCCCUCAGUAUAGCACUGCUAGGCUUUAUUGGACCAUCUACAUUGCUCAUCAGAGGAAUUAAUAACAAGUAAUGAUUCUGCCAGUUGAAACUUGCUUUUCUUUGCUUGGACACUGACUAUAAUGUACUGUUCUGAUAAAGCAUUGUAUACUCUAAUGUAUUUAAAUAUAUAUAUAAAAUGAGAAUCAAAUGAUCACUAUUUCUGCAAUUAUAAAUCUGCCAAACUCCUGUUUAGCAUUAGAUAAAUUUUCUAAUUUGAUCA